Molecule: messenger RNA, 3878 nt
Organism: Papilio xuthus (Asian swallowtail)
Lineage: Eukaryota; Metazoa; Arthropoda; Insecta; Lepidoptera; Papilionidae
Gene: Np
Product: serine protease notopleural
Exons: 10
Coding region: 323-3448 (1041 amino acids)
Biological process (GO): proteolysis
Molecular function (GO): serine-type endopeptidase activity
Source: RefSeq, a predicted model, not a curated record
UCUCGUAGCGGUCAAGGCUUCGCGGCGAACGCCCGUGCUUCUUUAUAAAAAAAAUUACUUCAAGAAAAAGCGCGCGCGCUUGUCAAAAAAAUCGACGUACAUUGAACGUAAAAACAUUUUUUCUCAAAUUCUUUUAUUAAUAUAACUUUUGCUAAUUAUCGGUUUUUUAGUACAAAUAACUGUUGUCUAUGUGUCGGUGGAUAAUGAGUUCGUUAUUGUGAGAAUAUACAUCUUGGACUCUAAUAUUACAGAUAAUUCUCCAGUCUACAAAACAAUGCAACAUUCAUAGCAUUGGGAUAAUCUGCAAGCAUACACAUUCAAAAUGGGCCCACCUCUGAACACGUGGCCUUACAGCCAUCCCAGAAUCAAAAGAGAACAGAACAAUGAAGAAGACAGUAAAGUGCUACCCAGUGACAGUUAUAUUUACGCGAAAUGUUCAAUAUUAAGCAUUGUUAACAAUUUUCGUGUGAUAUGUUUAAAUUUUACAGUUGCUUUAAUAUUUUUUCAAGUGUUUUUAAAUUUGAACUCUGUUGCCGCGGGUCCGGUGAUACUUAAUUUGGAUUAUUUACAAGGUCCAGUGCCACUAGCUAGAAAUAUAAGACACUUGCCAUGCAUAUCAAGAAGAUCGGCGCAAGAAGGUUUAUGCAUGUUUGCCAUAGAUUGCCUUAAAGCAAACGGUACUCACCUAGGAACCUGUAUUGACCGUUUCUAUUUCGGUUCAUGUUGCCAAAUGCCCGAUAAAAGUAUAGUUCCACAAAUAGUUGAAAGUAUCGAUGAUAAUUCAAUUGACAGUGCAAACUUCGUUCACCCACAAUUGGAAAUUCAUGGUAUAAGCAACAAAGUAACUAGUGUAGCGACAAAGAAACCAUCUACAGAAAAGGUUAUUGAAUUUACAACAGAGUCUCGUGUAACAGAAAGUUCACAAGAUAGAACAGAUCCUGAUGUAUUGGAAACCAAAUCCGAUGAAAUAACAACUCUCGAUAACAAAAUCGAAAAUGAGGAUAAUAAAUUACUUACAACAUCCGUAGAUAUAGCUCAAAAACAAACUACAAAGGUUAUACCAACUGCUAUCCCAAUUACAGAAGCACCAAUAAAACUUUCCACUUUCCAAACAGUAUCUAGUAAUAUUGUGAAUUUGGAAACAGACAAAGUGAAAAAUGAUGAAAUUGAAAGUACUACGGUAACACCACAUACUACUACUAAAGCAACUGUAACAACUACUAAGGGGAGCACUAAACCCAUACCAUCUAGGAAACCGAUAAAACCUCCAUUCAAGCCGAGACCUACGAUUCGACCAUUAACUAAUUUCACAAGACCACAAUUUAGUCCAAGUAGUAAACCAAGACCAACAAAACCUAUAUCAGUAUAUAAUGCAACAAGAAAACCUCCAUAUAAAACCCCACCAAAAAGGCACUCUACCAAAAAACCUUUACCUUCGCCACCAAGAUUAAAUAUUACAAUAAUUCCUCAAUCAUCUAGCGUAAGGCCGCUCUUUACAAGACCUUCAUCGCCUAUCAUCACCAUCAUUAAUUCUACUAACUCUAAAACAGAAGACGUUCCAACAACUACCACUACAACUACUAUGACCACUACGACAACUACUACUACAACUUUAAGCCCUACAACAUUAACUACAACCACAACAUUAGCACCAACGGAACGUCUAACUGAAGCACCUGAGACAACAAUUUAUGUUUCACCAACUACUGAAAUUAUCACAGAAAAACCUACAACUCAGCCUGUAGUUGUGUCUGAAGUAACCCAGGAAAGUUUACCGCUGGAACAAGAUAAAGAAGAAGCAGUAACCGUAGAACCAACAACUGAAAAAGAAUUUAAUCCAAUAACUGAAACUACUUUAUCGACAACAGCAUCCAAUUCUUUGUCAUCAACUGAAUUCCCUCCAUUCGUUACCUGGUCCAGUAAUGUCGAUACUGCAACAAAAGCACCAGAUGUAACGACUACGUCCACGGAUGAAGUAUGGUCACCAAUUACUCCACCCGAAGGCUGGGUUUUGAUAUCAACUUUGGAACCGAAACCUGAUACACCAGUCGUUAGUUCUACAACAACCACUUCUACUACUCCAAUAACAACUACAACUACUACCACAACAACUCCUACCACAACCACCACGACUUCUACCACCACUACGACACCUACUACCACUACAACUUCCUCCACAACCACAUCACCUAUUACUACUACGACGACGCCCGCCACAACUACAACGCCUACUACAACAACAACAACAACCACAACUGAAGCACCGACAACAAUUGUAGAAACAUCACCAACUCAACUUUCAUCAGAAGCAACACCGCCUAUAGCUGUCACAACAACAGAGAAAUCAACAUCUUACAUACCACCAACUUCUUCAUUACCGUCAACAACACAAACUGCCAUUCCAACAACCACAAGCUUACCGACUUCAGAAUCACCACCAACAUCUGUGUUGACCGAAGCACCUUUACUGGAAUUCACGGUUAAUGUAACUUUGUCGCCGACUAUGCCGACAUCAACGCCGAGUUUGACGUCAGAAAAUGUUACAACAGUCUCAAACUUUAAUAUCACUGACACAACUACACUUGGAGUAUAUGAAAAUGAAACAACAACAAUAUAUCCAAAUGCAUCAUCACAGACUACAAUUAGUCCUGAAACUAUCAAUAUGUCUGAUUAUAAAGACGUGUGCGGUCGGCGACUUUGGCCACAGGGGCGUAUCGUCGGUGGCACCAAGUCUAGCUUCGGCCAGUGGCCGUGGCAGAUCUCACUGCGUCAGUACAGGACCUCUACAUACCUCCACAAGUGCGGUGCUGCACUCUUGAAUGAAAAUUGGGCCAUCACAGCCGCGCAUUGCGUUGAACAUGUACCACCAUCAGAGCUGCUCGUGCGACUAGGGGAGCAUGACUUAGCGACAGAGGACGAGCCGUACGGAUUCGCGGAGCGCCGCGUACAGAUCGUGGCUAGCCAUCCGCACUUCGACCGAAAUACAUUUGAAUACGAUCUUGCGUUGUUAAGGUUCUACGAGCCAGUGACAUUCCAGCCGAAUAUCUUGCCAGUGUGUGUGCCUGACAACGACGAUGACUACGUUGGCAAGACUGCUUACGUCACUGGCUGGGGAAGACUCUAUGACGAGGGUCCCCUGCCGACUGUACUACAAGAAGUGCAAGUGCCAGUGAUAAACAACUCUGCGUGCGAGGCGAUGUACCAGGCGGCCGGGUACACGGAGCACAUACCUAACAUCUUCAUAUGCGCCGGCUGGAAGUCGGGCGGAGCUGACAGUUGCGAAGGUGACAGCGGGGGUCCGAUGGUGGUGCAGCGCGAGCGGGACGCGCGCUUCGUGCUGGGAGGCGUCAUCUCGUGGGGCAUCGGCUGCGCGGAACCAAACCAGCCCGGCGUGUACACGCGCAUCUCCGCCUUUCGAGACUGGAUAAACCAGAUAUUGCAGUUUUAGUCCGGUUCCUCUUCAUGUUGCUUCUUGUUUUGAACACGUAAAAGCAACAAUCCACAAAAUGCGUUGCACUACUGCUAUUUACAACUUUUUAGUUUGAUUGUAUAAUUGAUUCCGUGUAUGGCAACUCUUACGGUAGUUACAGAAUAUUUCUUUCUACAUACACACUUGCAUACUAAGAGCGUAAUAUUGGAAAUAAAGCAUUUAUGAAAACAUACCUCUUAGUAAAUUUUCAAACUUAUGUCAAUCAACUUUGCUAUUAUUCCAGUUUUAUGCUCAAAUAAUAAUCACAGUUAGAAACUUUUCUUACAAUCUUAAGCAUAGGGUAAAUCUAAUGUAAUUGAAUAAUUGCUCAUAAAACAAAUACAAAUAGAAAACCAUAUUUAAAACAUUUUGAAUGUCAAUAAGGAGUUUAUGUUUAAGCAAAUUGCGU